AUGGGCAGAACACUGGAGAAGCCGAAAACAGACAGAAAACCGAAAAAGAAACGUGACAUUUCACCAGUACCGAUUGACAUAAACACCCCUGUUCUUAUUGAUACGAUUUCCGAGGAGGUAAUUUUCGACGACCCGACGAUUUCCCGUGCUUCUGUCGUCAGCGCUGAAUAUGUUGUGUCCUGUGACAACCAGAGAAUUGUAUCCGAGGCUCGUUCUACCGGGGAGGUUUCUCCAGUUGCCGGCCCGUCCCGUGUGUUUAAGGACCCCGGGGAGGUCUUCAAUACACCGCACCCGACUCGACGAAUCUCUGUCAUCAAGGUGGUACUUCCUAAUGACCGAGUUAUUGACACAGAUGGUCCUGAUGACAUCAGCGGCGUUGACAAUCAAAACAUGACAAGCGCACCGGAUUGUAACCAGUUUAAGACCAGCAUUGAAGCACUUGUAAAUUCUGCAUUAGAAAGCACUGCAGCACUGAAACAAGACAAUGAACGCCUCCGUAUGCUCAACAUGAAGCUACAAGAGGCUUUACUGGAUCGGUCUAAAGAAGUUUGCUACAGCGAAGUAUUUGGAUUCCCCGAUGCCAAAUGGCUUCUGAGCGUGUCGCAAAACGCGGACGAUAGCGACUAUUUGUUCGUCAAAGAACUUAUCUUUCGUCUUUUCCCGCAAGGAAUCGGAAAUGCCACAGUAUCCGGACAUUCUUCCAACAAUCCACUUGGACGUGGAUCAAAAAAUACUAAUGAAGCGUACGUUCGAGCAACGGUUGAGCGAUUGGAUCCAGAAAAGGUUAAAUAUGUACAAGACCGACUGCAGGAAAGGCGACUCAUGCUUCAAGAUGAGCUGGGAGUAGCUGUGCGUAGAGCCCGUAAGACGGCACGACAUAUCUCUGCCGUUAUUGCUAACAAUCCGUCAUUGCGUAUUUUGCGUCAGCAGUGAUUUCUCAUUUCAAGUGGACUUUGAAAGCUUUCUUUCAAAAUGCGAAGGCAUUUUUGUUUAUAUUUCGAAUCGUUUUAAGGUGACAUACAAAUUUCACAAAUUGUUUUUUAA
Molecule: messenger RNA, 1044 nt
Organism: Armigeres subalbatus
Lineage: Eukaryota; Metazoa; Arthropoda; Insecta; Diptera; Culicidae
Exons: 3
Coding region: 1-933 (310 amino acids)
Source: RefSeq, a predicted model, not a curated record